This is a messenger RNA of Lachancea nothofagi CBS 11611, 2517 nucleotides long. NCBI's taxonomy places the organism in Eukaryota, Fungi, Ascomycota, Saccharomycetes, Saccharomycetales, Saccharomycetaceae. The record is from the annotation of a GenBank genome assembly.
AUGCCACCAGCUUAUGACGAAGACGCAGAUUUUGAUUAUCAAGAUGAAGUCCCUGAGUUUCCAGAUGAGGCCGCGCUCGAUGAUUAUAUGAAUGAUGAAGAGUACAAUUUGAUGAGUGAGGUCUUUCCGCGUGCCAAACAAGAAUUGGUCGAUUAUCAGGGCUGGGACGACUUGAAAGUUAAAUUGGCAAUCUUCGAUCAUGAUUUUGACCUGAACGAAGCCAUGGUAAAGCUCAAACGAAGUUUAAAGAAGAAAAAAACAGAAGAGGCCCUACCAAAGGUAUCUGCUUUAGAGCAACUGGCAAGAAAAAGAGCUUCAGAUGCCAAAAAGGCAUCAAAUAUUACCCCAGAUGCCCCAGCUGCCCCUAGCAGAUUAAACAUGCUGAGCUCUCUGCGACGCAAAGAUGAUUCCAGGCUACCAAAACCGUCUCUCGCGUCCCGCCUGGCAUCUUUACAGUCGAGAAAGAUAACGGACUCAGCUCAGCAAGCUAGCAAAACAGAAAAUUCAAGUUCUCGUAUUUUGUCUUCAAGUGUUCGUACUCAGCCCGAAUCAGCAGAAAUUGUUCAAGCUUCCCAAAAUUCGUUGAUGUCCAGACUUUCAAAAUUGCGAAAUGCCAAGAUUCAAGAAAGCUCCUCGCUCAAUCCCGUUGCAAAUAUACCUGUAAAAUCAAAAGUGAAAGAAGUACCGAAAAAUUCGAUUGCGAAACCGAAGAGUCUCAGCUUCGAAGAAUUCCUUUUGACAUAUAACGUACAAGAACUCUCCGAAAACUUCGCAGAAAAAGACUGUGAUCUUGAAAUCACCAAAGUUAUUUUGAAAAGAGAUCAUGAACAAACGUGUGAAACUUUAAGAUUGAAGCGCAAACAUGACGAGGUUUUCUCAGUCUACUACCCUGAUACUAACAACGCGGCAGUAAAGAAACAAGCCGUUGCCAACUUUCAGAAGCAAAGCCCGGAUGAAGUCAUUCUAGAAGCUCAAAAGAAAGCUUUUGAAGAAGUAGAGAAAGCCUCAAAGGGCGUUGAAAAGAUUACUCUCGACAACUCUCAGCCAGGUAACAAAGAUGGCGAACAAACGGAGGAAACUCCUGAUGAUGAUGACAAACCUUUCGUUAAAGAGCCCGUCAUUCGUACACACAACAGGGCAACAGUUCCAACAAUGCCCAAGAAACCUGUUGACCUUCACGCUUUUCUAUCCCAAAAAAAGCCACACCUCAGCUUUGUUGUCUUGGGUCAUGUCGAUGCAGGCAAAUCCACCCUCAUGGGUCGUUUACUUUACGAUGUGGGUGCUGUUGACAACAAGUUAAUCAGGAAGCUGAAAAGAGAAAGUGAACUGAUUGGAAAAUCGUCUUUCCAUCUGGCUUGGGUCAUGGAUCAAACUACUGAGGAAAGAAAUCGCGGUGUCACUGUUGAUAUUUGCACAAGCGAUUUUGAAACUAAAAAUGCAACCUUUACUAUUGUGGAUGCACCUGGUCACAGAGAUUUUGUUCCUAAUGCCAUUGCUGGGGUUAGCCAAGUUGAUGUUGCCGUUUUGUCCAUCGAUUGUAGUACCGAUGCUUUCGAAUCUGGCUUCAACUUGGAUGGUCAAACGAAAGAACACACUUUACUUGCCAGAAGUCUCGGUGUUCGUCAUAUUGUUGUAGCUAUGAAUAAGAUGGACAGCGUUGAUUGGUACGAAGGUAGAUUUAUGGAUAUCAAAUCAGAGCUGCUUACAUUCUUAUUGGACGUUGGAAUAAAGGAAGACCAGGUGAGCUGGGUGCCGUGCAGUGGCUUGUCAGGGGAAGGGGUAUAUGAGAAAGAGUAUCCUAUAGGUCAAACCUGGUACAAAGGACCCUCGUUGGUCAAGUGUCUGGAGCAAGUCACAGAGAGUUUGCACACAAAGGGCUACAAAGAAAUCACUGAGGCGCCUUUUGUUUUUUCGACAUUAGAUGUUGUCCAAGGCAAUAAGAAUAAUGAAGUUAUCCUGUCUGGUAAAGUUGAAUCAGGCUGCAUUCAAGGUGGGGAGACAAUAACCAUUUUCCCUUCAGAGCAGAGCGUACUGGUAGAUCAAAUAUUGGUGGGUAACAAUCAAACUCCCGUCGCGGCAGCUGUUGAAGGUGACUUUGUAAGUCUCAAGUUGCGGAAUGCAUUUUAUGAAGACAUUCAAAGUGGUGAUCUCGCUGCUAUUGUUGGCUACGACAUUGGAAGUGCUCAAGAGUUCUCUGCCCAAAUCCUAACAUUUAAGUUGGAUAGACCUUUGCUUCCAGGAACGUCCUUUAUGUUCUUCAGAGGAAGUUGUGAACAGCCAGCAAGAAUAAAAAAACUCAUAUCUGUGAUGGACAAAGGUGAUCCCACCAAAAUCAUAAAGAAAAAGGUCAGACAUCUGGGCUCGAAUUCAGCCGCCCUGGUCGAAAUUGAGCUCGUCGAAAAGAAGAGACGAAUUCCCAUGUUGACAAUCGGACAGAACAAACACCUGGGGAGGAUUGUGCUCAGAAAAGAAGGAAAAACGAUAGCCGGAGGGGUUAUAAAAAGCCUCGAUUUGUAA